UACAUGUCGUUGGAUGGCAGUCAAAAAUAAGCGAGUUACUGAAACGUACCCUAACUUUGAACGUUAUUAACUGAAGUACAGACUUGUCGGAGAACUAAAUUCUGGUAAUAAAAUAGCGUUCUAAUACAGUAGGUUCGAACAAAUGAGCAAUUUUACCUAUUUUAUUAAUGUGACACUGAUUUUUACUCCUUUUUGUGAAGUAUAUCUUUUUUCACAAUCCAGCCGCGUAUUCGUGUCUAACGACAAUCCCAAAGUAAAAAAGGAGUAAAUUAAGUCGCGUUCUAAAUUUAAAACUAAUUAUAUUACGUUUUGAUCGGUAUAAAAUAAGCUUUUAAUCAAGGCUCACUUUUUUAUUAAAAGCUUUGUAAUACAUUACAUCAGUCAAAACCUUUGUGACAGAACUUAUGACCUGACUAAAUAUAAUAAGUAAAUAUGUAUAUACUUAUGAGUGGCUCGACCAUGAAAAUCUGAUUUACCGAAUAACUAGCCAAUAGUUGUAAAUGACACCGAUGCUACCAUAAUUACAAAAAAACGCAGUUUUGUAUCGAUAUAUACUAUAUAUCGAUAUCGAUACAGAACUGAAGCUAUGUAUACUUACCGCUAUAUCACAAAUGGGAGCAUUGAACGGCAAAAAGAUUCGCGUCGCGGAACCAACAGGUUUCUGAACCCCUUCAUCAAUAAGAGUGGAUUUAUAAAACAAGUUUUCAAACGAUGGAUUCCAAAAGAGUGUAAGAAAAAUCUUUUGAAAAGACAUUAAACUCAUUCAAUUUUACAGCUACUAUCACUUUGUAGGUACAUAGUUUAAUAGCAACAAUAUAACUACAGAUUUGAUUAAUGUCUUUCCAAUAGUUUAGACUUUUAGAGGUACAUAUCAAUUAAGAUAUCUCUAGAUGAUACUAUUUACGCAUCAAAACAAUAAUCCGGUAAUCGUAGUAACAAAAAACUACAUGCACGUCACAGGUGGAUGGAUUGUGUGGCUUAAAAUAACAAUAUGAGUAUAGGGAAGUAACUGCUGAGAUGACAAGCGACUAAAUCGAAACUAAUUUUUCCACCCACUUAUUUUAUUAUAGGUAGUAACAAUAACGUGUAUAAAUAAUGAUGGCUGCGUAAUUAAUUUGAGACAGUGUACUUAUUAAGACAAUGUACUUUCAUUCAUACAGUUGCUGUAACAUUGCUGUUGCUACUAAACGUGAUAAAUAUGUGUAAAAAUCUAUUGCUUCUUAUAAAGAGUAAUAAAAGAAUAUGCAAAAAGUAGCAAAUCGAACACGCUGAAGCUUAACCAGAUCCCUCGGAUAACGGCAUCCCGCAACCGUACAUCUAAUCAAAAAAACAGUCGCAGCUUAGAACCCACGGCAGAAGCAUGGCUGCCUUGAAACAUAUCAUUUUAUUAUACGCACUUAUUAUUACGAUUAGCAGUGAUGAUAUUGAAGAUACUUUAUUUAAUGAAGAUUACGCAGUUCCAAAACCUUGUGAUGAACCGUAUUGUUAUACGAGGGAAAAGAGGGUGGCAGAUUAUCCUGAACGGAUCAGGAGUAGGGUGGUGGAAGCGAUGCUGAAUACCAGUAUGUUUCCCCUAAAUCCAGCAGAACCAGACAUUUUUGGUAUUUUAAGGGACCAGUAUGAACUUCCAAAAGGAUUUAAAGGGCCUCUAGCAGAGUACGACUUCAUCAUCAUAGGCGCAGGCUCCGCAGGCAGCGUGCUUGCGUCUCGGCUGAGCGAGGGGCGGCGUGCAUCAGUCCUGCUUAUAGAAGCCGGGAGAGGCGAGAGCCUGAUGACGGAUACGCCUAUACUCGCGCCUCUGUUCCAACAGACUGACUACGUGUGGCCGUAUCUGAUGGAGCACCAGCCUGGAGUUUGUAUGGGAUUCGUCGGAGGGAGGUGUUUCUGGCCACGAGGCAAAGCAGUAGGCGGUUCGAGCGUCGUCAACUACAUGAUCUACACCAGAGGACUCAAGACUGAUUGGGACAGGAUCGCGGCCGAUGGCAACUAUGGCUGGUCAUAUGACGACGUUUUGCCAUACUACAUUAAGUCAGAAAGGGCCAACCUAAAGGGGCUGCAAGAUUCGCCCUGGCACGGGAGAAAUGGCGAAUUAUCGGUAGAGGACAUACCAUUUAGGUCAAAAUUGUCUAAAGCAUUUUUGGAUGCUGCCAAACUGCUGGGCAAUCGACGAACCGAUUACAACAGUCCUGACGGAUUCGGGUUCAGCUACAUCCAAGCAACGUUGUCCCGCGGACACCGGCACAGCAGCGCCAAGGCCUUCUUGCACAACCACAAAAAAAGAAAAAACCUGCACAUCUUACCUAGCAGCCGAGCCACUAAAGUAUUAAUAGAUCCUACAACAAAAACUGCAAUCGGCGUUCAGUUCGUUCGCAAUGGACAAAUAUAUGAAAUACGCGCUAAAAAGGAAGUCAUCUUAUCAGCCGGACCGAUCGAGUCACCACAUCUACUAAUGCUUUCCGGCAUCGGACCCAGGCAGAACCUAGAAUCAGUAGGAAUACCUGUCAUACAAAAUCUUCCAGUAGGACAAACUUUAUACGAUCAUAUUUCCUUCCCAGCGCUAGCGUUUAAGCUGAAUUCAACUAGACUGACUUUAGUAGAAAGAAAGAUAGCUACACUUGAAAAUACGUUUCAAUAUAUGCAAUACGGAGAUGGUCCAUUUUCCUCCUUAGCUGGAGUGGAAACCCUUGGAUAUAUAAAAACCAAUGUCUCUGAUGGACCUGCUGACAUUCCAGAUAUUGAACUGAUCGGUUCCUGCGCCUCUUUAGCGUCUGAUGAAGGCAACGUGGUGGCCAAAGGUAUUCGCCUAGCAGAUUGGCUGUACAAUUCAGUUUACAAACAAAUUGAAGACGUCGAGAGCUUCACUGUGCUAUUUAUGCUUCUCCAUCCUAAAUCUAAAGGCAAUAUGCUAUUAGGGUCAAAGAAUCCCUUUGAGGAUGCGAAACUAUAUGGCAAUUACUUGACGCAUCAACAAGACGUAGAUACGAUGGUGGCAGCGAUAAGUUAUAUUCAGAAGAUGGUCGAUACGCCAUUUUUCCAAAAAUAUGGUGCAAAAUUGCACAGUAAGAAAUUUCCAAAUUGUAAACAGCAUAAAUUUAACAGUGACAGUUACUGGGAGUGUGCGGUGAGGACGGUGACUGCUACUCUUCACCAUCAGAUUUCUACAUGUCGGAUGGGGCCAUCUUCGGAUCCUGAGGCAGUGGUGGACCCAGAGCUGAAAGUGUACGGUGUGGACAGGUUGCGCGUAGUUGACAGCAGUGUCAUCCCGAGGACAAUAGCGGCCCACACAAACGCUCCCGCCAUUAUGAUCGGUGAAAAGGCGGCAGAUAUGAUCAAAAAUACGUGGAAAUUAAAAUAAUGGGCCGCUGACGACAUGUUUUAUUUGACUUCAUUGUUCAAAGACGUCGAAGACAAAAUUCAACCAAUAACACAGGCCAAUAUGCACAAUGCUUUUAUAUGCAAAAUACCUUCUGAAAUUAUAGUUUAAGCACUGAGUAAAUAUUAGUACGGUUAACUAACUUAUAAUCAGACAGAAUUUCUUGUGGCAAAAACGAGUUAUUAGAAAAAUUCAACAUAGAUAAAUCUGUUAUCGAUAAGUCAGUCAUAGAUUAAUAAUUAAGAGAUAUAAAUUCUACUUGCUGUUCAUUACCGAGAAAUUUCAAGAAUGAAAAUUUAUUACAAAUAUUUACAUAAUUUCUUUAGUACAUUUAUUUUGUACUUAAAAAUAAAACAUAAACCGUAGUAUACAGUGCUAAAAAAGUAGAAAACGACUAAUGUAUUAAAGAAGAUGUCGAACGUGUUGUGUAUUUUGUGGUAGCUAUCUUCACUUAAUAAAAUAUAAGUAUACAUAUAGGUAACGUUAAGGUAACAUCGAUAACAGACAUGUCGAUAUUUAAUUUUGACAAACACUUUAUUUUGCCACAAAAACUUAUAUGUCUGAUUAUAAUAGUUAUAAUACGCCUUAAUAAAACGAAGCAGCAAAGUAGCAAAUAAGUGUCGCAGCCACACAAAACAAGUAGCAGGGUACCAAGAAGCGAAUUUAUUACUAGACAACGUCUCGGUUGGAACCGAUUUACCAGAGGACCCUGCCUCUCCUUAACUACUUCCUAAUCAUUUUUAGUAGGUACUAGGUACCUAUAGCACCUUAAAAUUCCCUUAAAAUUCGGUAGUGUAAUACGCCUUUUAAUGAUUACCAAACAACGAGUAACUAAAAGAAAACAAUAUAUUUUUAAAAUGUAUAUGUGGGUAAAAAGGUGAUAACAGUAGAAUGAGUAGAAUAAAGCCCGUCACAGAGCGAAAAUAUAUAUUACAGUACAUGUGGUCCUACUUUACCGCACUAGUGCGUUUUAAGCACAUUACUUAACUAUGUCGAAAAUGCAAAUACCUAUAUGUACUCUAAAACGUUGUACUAUACAUCAGCGAAUAGGUAAUUCGCAACUCGUGCCGAUUUAAAAGAACUCCCUUCGGUCGUGUUUUAAUUUCUCGCUACUUGUUACGAAUUUCCUUUUUUUCGCACUUGUAUGGUAAUGUUCCAUUAAUAUACCGUAAGAUACCGA
Molecule: messenger RNA, 4553 nt
Organism: Cydia pomonella (codling moth)
Lineage: Eukaryota; Metazoa; Arthropoda; Insecta; Lepidoptera; Tortricidae
Product: glucose dehydrogenase [FAD, quinone]-like
Exons: 5
Coding region: 1361-3355 (664 amino acids)
Molecular function (GO): oxidoreductase activity, acting on CH-OH group of donors; flavin adenine dinucleotide binding
Source: RefSeq, a predicted model, not a curated record